Molecule: messenger RNA, 554 nt
Organism: Chilo suppressalis (striped riceborer)
Lineage: Eukaryota; Metazoa; Arthropoda; Insecta; Lepidoptera; Crambidae
Source: the annotation of a GenBank genome assembly
UAUGAGCCGUGACCAAAGGACAUUGAAAAUGGAAAAACUUGUCGUAUUCACCGGUAUGUUAGCUUUGGCUGCUGCAGCCCCUGCCAUCAUUCUGAGCCAUGAUGCAGAACUCCACGUACCUUUUUCAUCAAAGACUACGAUAACCAAAAGCAGCCAACACGUAGACCAUGGAAGCACAUACGUCCACGCACUGCCAGUAAUCCACACCGCUCCAGUAGUGCACGCGUCUCCAAUUCUUCACAUAGAGCAACCUAAAACCGUCAUCACCAAAAAUACUGCAGUUCUCCACUCCGUUCCUGUAAUACAUCACACUUACCAUGUUCCUCAGAAAACGACAGUGACGAAAAGCAACCAUCAGAUAAACCACGGCAGUACUCAUGUGGUCCAUGCUUCUGUGGUGCAUACUCCAGUCUUGAUACACUCGUCUCCGUUAGUGACUCUCAAGUCUGGCGACUCUGCUGUGUCUCAUCACAGCUCUACUGUACACGAAACCGUUCCAAUUGUGAAUACUGUACCAUUAGUUUCUUAUCACCAUUAAAUAUUAUAUCUGACUA